AGUAUUAGCUGUGUGCGUGUUUGGCAACAACAAGUCAACAAAAUUCGAACAAAAUCAAUAAAACGGAAACGUGAGAGAGCGCUGCGCAAAAGAGAAAAGCGAACGCAAUCGCAAUCGACCAACGCAUAGAAGAAAACAAGCCGCCUGCCAGCCAAAGCCAAGAAUUCCACAUUACAAAACACCUCACACUGCAUUGCCACAUUCCCAAGUAAGCUGCCAUGAGUUAAGAUCAAGAUGCGAGCCCAGGAUCUGCUGUUGCUUGCCACCGCUUUAAUCGGCGCUUACCUACCGCUCACCGCCGCCUGUUCCUCGCGUGCCAUCGCUAAGCCGCGGCCCACAGCUGCACCGAUCCUGCCGCCGGAUAAUGUGGAGAUAUCCACAACGCCGAGGCCGAAUGUCACCUUCCCGAUCUUCGCCUGUCCACCGACCUAUGCCGCCUGGUAUUGCCUGAACGAUGCCACCUGCUUUACGGUGAAGAUCCACAAUGAAAUCCUGUACAACUGCGAGUGUGCGCUGGGAUUUAUGGGACCGAGGUGCGAGUACAAGGAGAUUGAUGGCUCGUACCUGCCAACCAGGAACCGUGUGAUGCUCGAGAAGGCCAGCAUUGUUAGCGGAGCAACGCUGGCACUUCUGUUUAUGGCCAUGUGCUGUGUGGUUUUGUACCUGCGACACGAUAAGCUGCAAAAACAAAAACUGCACGACAGCACCACAACCACAACGACCGACGGUGGCUGUCAGAACGAGGGCAUGGACGAGGUGGAUGGCUUGCAACCCUUGCGCCCAGUGAGACGUCCCUUUGGCCCUUGCCGCAUCCUAUCGCUGGAGGAGGCCCACCUUCAAGCGAAAGCCUCCAAUCGCCCCAGGCAUUGCAACGAACUUUUGCGCUAACUAAUUAGCCUGGCUGCUCAUUUGUUUUUAAAUGUCUAACAUGUCCAACUGUUUAUUUUAACUGCUAAACGAAACUAUUAUUUUUACCAUCUGAUUGAGAUGGCGAAUGCCGUAGUUCUAAGUGCCUACUGACGUGCCUAUAACACAUUUAGAUCAAGUAUUAACGAACGAAAACUGAUUGCUCAGAGAGAGAUAAAAAUAAAUCUAGAUAUAGUUCAAUGCAAUUUUGGCAGCUAGCCGCCCAUUUAUUUAUUAUACACCUAAUUUUAUUAAAAAACGCGUGAACUAAUAUCGUCAAUAAAAGCGAGAACUAAAUCA
Messenger RNA from Drosophila simulans, 1206 nucleotides. RefSeq names its product protein spitz. Lineage: Eukaryota; Metazoa; Arthropoda; Insecta; Diptera; Drosophilidae. Gene Ontology annotation, molecular function: receptor ligand activity; epidermal growth factor receptor binding. Bases 235 to 888 code for a protein of 217 amino acids. The transcript is spliced from 2 exons. Gene Ontology annotation, biological process: epidermal growth factor receptor signaling pathway. The record is from RefSeq and is a predicted model, not a curated record.